This is a messenger RNA of Spinacia oleracea (spinach), 561 nucleotides long. RefSeq names its product EG45-like domain containing protein. Bases 33 to 404 code for a protein of 123 amino acids. Gene Ontology annotation, cellular component: apoplast; cell wall. The record is from RefSeq and is a predicted model, not a curated record. Gene Ontology annotation, biological process: systemic acquired resistance. NCBI's taxonomy places the organism in Eukaryota, Viridiplantae, Streptophyta, Magnoliopsida, Caryophyllales, Amaranthaceae. The transcript has 3 exons.
AAAAAACCACAAAUUAAAAUAUACAACUAGAAAUGGCUGCUCUUACGCGCUCUAUGUUCUUCGUGGUAAUUCUUGCAUUAUGCUUUGCUUCAGUUGCAUUUGGUGAUGCUGGAACUGCCUCAUUUUACACAAAUUACAAACCAUCAGCAUGCUAUGGAAGCCAAGAAGAAGGGAAUAUAAUAGCAGCUGCAAAUCCAACUCUGUACAACAACAAGGCUGCUUGUGGUAGAAGAUAUCGAGUUACUUGCACCGGUGCCAGUUGUCGCCCCGGUAACGUUGUUGUCAAAAUUGUAGAUCUAUGCCCUGAAUGUGCACCUGGUAGAUUGGAUCUAUCCAAGGAAGCCUUCUCUGCCAUUGCUGAUCCUGUUGCUGGUAUCAUUAACAUUGACUACGUUCAGGUUUGAAGCACGUAGAGAAGGUCCGAAGCUAGAAGACCGUCAUCAAGUUUUUUUUUUCCCCUUAGCUUACCAAUGCUGGUUUUAUGCUUGAUUAGCUUUCAUGUGCUUUGUAUUUGUAAGGUCGGGAAAAAUGAAAUAAAAAACAAGAAUUGAAUCAAUGCAA